Yamadazyma tenuis ATCC 10573 is the source of this 2574-nucleotide messenger RNA. RefSeq lists its product as uncharacterized. NCBI's taxonomy places the organism in Eukaryota, Fungi, Ascomycota, Pichiomycetes, Serinales, Debaryomycetaceae. The record is from RefSeq and is a predicted model, not a curated record.
GUGAAACCCGAAGUUUAGUAAAAAUUCAUUCGAUGAUUAGUAGAACCGUACGAUCUUACCACAGGGGGUUGUUGAGGGCUAGUAAUCUAUACUCGAGAUCCUCUAUAAGGUCCUAUUCCAUCACCAUCACUCCAGCUACAAAAAUCGUCAAUGAAAAAAAUGAACAACAGAUACCAGAAAAUAAAUCGAUCUCUCAUUAUAUGAGAGAGUAUAAACACUGGUUUCCCAAUGACGAGGUAGGAAAUUCCUUAAUAGACACCUACGAAAGGUUACAUAAAUAUCCCCAAGAAACCGUGACCAUCGGCAUUUUGUAUCAUGACAAAGAAGUUCAAGCCAAUUCCAAAAUCAUUGAAACUGUACUCGCAGACCCAUUGGCUAGCAAUAAUAAGGUAUGGUUUCAAAAGAUAAUCGAAAGAAACAAACAACAGAAUAUCAGUUUUCAGUACAACGAUGAAAUGUUGGAAAUCACAAACACCAACUUCAGCAUACCGUCACCUAUAUUGGGCUCUUUCUCGAGACCCAAUUAUAUGAUUCCCAAAACCAACAUCACCUUGAACAAUAUCAUUCUUUACGAAAUUAACGACAUUCCUAGUUUCACCAAAUUCAAUGACUGUCACUUCUUGGUGUAUGUGACCAACCGAAUCACGUCGUCCAUAAAACUACCCCCUUCUAUCAGUGAUAAGAUCUUGUUAACGUUGAUAGAUAAUAAUGACUUUACUCCAGCAUCAAGUGAAUCAACCCCAUUUCCUCUUAGGUCGGACGGUACAGUCCAGAUCAUAAAAAUUGAUAGUGGAAAGAGCUUUGAGGGGAUCCAAGAUUUCCUUGAUAAUGAUGUUAGUGCUUCCAAUAACUAUUUGCAAUCGUUAGUAGACAGUAACAUCUUUCAAUUUUUGAAAAUCAUGGGGUAUAACUUGCAGAUCGACAGAUUGAUAAAUUGGAAUGUUAAGAAGCUCAUUAACAAGAUCUCCAAUGACGAAAUCUCUCUUGAGCAAUUAGAAAAAGUUUAUAAUGAGCUCAAGAACAGAGGAAUCAACGAUUUUAGUUCCCAAAUGCACCAUGAAUUACAAAAUGAGUUGAUUCCCAACACCACAAAAUUCUUCAAUAAGAGACUCCGAUGGUGGAAAUUGUACUUCAAGAAUGAUAAUGUUGAAUAUGAUUUAAAAGACUUUUUCCAAUUCAAUUUCAUGAACAAAAGCAUAGAGAAUUAUAACUUCCUUCGAGGCAGAAUCAUCUCUGAGCUUCAAAAUCAUAAUUUUGGCAAAUAUCUGGCCAAAUCUGGCGAUAUUUCCAACCCUUUGAUCAAAUUGAAGAACGAGGUGAUCAACUCGAGAAUCACGUCUGAAGUUCAGCCGGUUGUUAACUCUCAUCUCUUCUACGGAAUGUUCUACUAUCAAUUUCCAACUACCAUUAUAUCGCUUUGUGCCUACCUGAUAUUUGAUUUUUCCUUGAAUGCUUCGGUUUCAAUCUUUGGGUUGGGACUAGUGAUGGGAUUUAACUAUGUUUCAAAAGGAUGGGAAAAAUUCACCAAAGAUUGGACUAAACGGUUAUUUAACGAUGUCAGGGUGUCCAUUGAUAGAGACUGUGUGGAAAAUGGAUUAGUCAAAGAGUUGACUGCUAGCUAUACAGAAGAAAGACGGUUGAUCGAGAUAAAACGUGGAAUCGUUCAGGGUAUCAAUAGCAAGUUAGAAUAAAUAUAUUUUGUCGUAAUGUACACCUUAUAAAUAGAUAAAUAUGGAGGGAGAGAGAAUGCAAAUGAGUGGGCACCAUAAAUCAUAAAGCUGGUGGUGCAACAGAAGAAGAACCUGACAGUCUGGCGACCUUUCUAGCCUUAAUUUGCUCCUCCAACCUGUCGAAUUCCUUGAGGGCUAUUUCUUCCUCUGGGUCCAAGAUCUGCUCGAUGUUCUCCACUUCUUCAAUAUAGUGUUUCAACAUCGACUCCAUUCCAUGCUUCAAAGUAUCUUCACUCGAAGAACAUGAUUUACAAGCUCCCUGCAACUUCAAAAACACGGUACCGGUUUCUUCAUCAAAUCCUUUGUAUUCAAUGUCCCCACCAUCGUCUUGAAUGGCAGGUCUUAUUCUGGUUUCUAUCAACUCUUUGAUCAUUGAAACCACCUCCAGGUCAUCAGCCUCAUCAGCACUCAUUUGACGUUGUGUUUCGUCUAUCAACUCUCUGGUUAUAACGGGAUCCUUGCCAUCGGUUAAAAACUUAUCCAUCAACUCAGUGACAUCGGGUCUCAAGUUCAGCCAAUUCACAUGAUCCUGUUUGUUGACGGUCAAAAAAUCGGGCCCCAACAUCACGGACUUGACUCCGGGCAACUUGAACAACUUCAAUGCCAAGGGAGAGUGAAUGGCUUGUAAUGAAGAUGUGAAUUCAAAGGUCUUGUUUUCUAAUGGUAAUAUCUCCUUCUCUACCGAAACGAAUUUCAAUGCAUCUGGGUUAGGGGUGGGAUAUGUUUUGAAUGACAACCAUCUGGCCCCCAAAACCCUCGCUGGUCUCGUAUGUGGAAUUAUUCCUCUUAACAUCUUUAUCAAAACUGUUUGUUAAAUCAGAAAAAAAUAGUGAUGAUUAAUGAU